Molecule: messenger RNA, 1433 nt
Organism: Neltuma alba
Lineage: Eukaryota; Viridiplantae; Streptophyta; Magnoliopsida; Fabales; Fabaceae
Product: probable N-succinyldiaminopimelate aminotransferase DapC
Exons: 9
Coding region: 49-1251 (400 amino acids)
Biological process (GO): biosynthetic process
Cellular component (GO): cytoplasm
Molecular function (GO): L-kynurenine:2-oxoglutarate transaminase activity; pyridoxal phosphate binding
Source: RefSeq, a predicted model, not a curated record
GACAGCAUAAGGAAACAGCACAGGCCCUGGGGAGGAUAAGGUACGAAAAUGGAAAGGAAGCUGUCCCGCUCUGCAAAGAAGCUUGCGUCGUCUCCUAUUCAAGAACUGUCAUACCUUGCUCAGAGAAGCAACGCCAUCAACCUCGCCGAGGGCUUUCCCGACUUCCCCGCUCCUUCCCAUAUAAAAAAUGCUGCCAUUUCCGCCAUUGUUUCUGACUUCAACCAGUACAGACAUGUGCAAGGAAUAUGUGAUCACCUUGCAAAGAUAGUCAAGGAAAUGCAUGGUUUAGACAUCAACCCUCUUACUGACGUGGCUAUUUGUUGUGGUCAAACUGAAGCGUUCGCUGCAGCAAUUUUUGCAAUAAUUGACCCGGGUGAUGAGGUCAUUGUGUUCGACCCUUCUUAUGAAACUUAUGAAGCUGGCAUUCUUUUAGCUGGGGGAGUCCCGGUACACGUGCCACUUGACCCGCCUCAAUGGACCAUGGAUCCAACCAAAUUCCUGAACUCAUUUACUGAAAGAACGAAAGCCAUCGUGUUGAACAGCCCUCACAAUCCAACUGGCAAAGUUUUCACAAGAGGCGAGCUAGAGGCUAUUGCUGGAGCAUGCUGCAGCCGAAAUUGUUUGGCUGUAACAGAUGAAGUAUAUGAGCAUAUAACAUAUGACAACGCAAAGCACAUUUCCCUUGCCUCAUUUUCAGGGAUGCAAGAACGGACUGUUAUAACCUCUUCUUUAUCUAAAACUUAUAGUGUCACAGGUUGGAGGGUUGGAUGGGCUAUUGCCCCGGCAUUCAUUGCAUCUGCAAUCAGAAAUAUUCAUAUCAGAACCACGGAUUCUGCUCCUGCACCUUUCCAGGAAGCCGCUCUGACUGCUUUGAGUAGCCGCCCUGAGUACUUUGAGUCAAUGAGAAAAGAUUAUGAAUCAAAACGAGAUUAUAUCAUUAAUUUGCUUGCUAGAGUUGGUUUAAAGAUACAGUUUAAGCCUCAAGGUGCUUUCUUUUUAUUUGCUGAGCUUCCUGACGAUUACCCCCAUUCUGAUGUAGAAUUUGUUAAGAAACUAAUAGUAGAAGCAGGGGUGGUGGCUGUACCAGGACAAGGAUUUUUUCAUCCCAACUCAGAAGCUUCUAACCAAGAUCGUAAUUACCAGAAGAGAUACAUCAGGUUUGCUUUUUGUAAGAACAGUGCCACUUUAUCUGCUGUUGCAGAAAGAUUUGGUAAGAUUUUAGAUGCUGGGGGACUUAGUGUACUUCAUUGAAUUGGUUGAAGAGAUAUUUGAUGAUAGGGUGGCACAAGUUAGAUGGAGGACAUGAGUGUGUAACUAUAACUUAUGACUGAUCAAGGUUCCUCCUUCGAUGUAAGAUAAUAUUUACUAAAAGACCAUGUGCAGUAAACAAGUGUUUGUCGAGGGGUAAACCGGUCUCUGGAAUUUUUGUUUUA